Galeopterus variegatus (Sunda flying lemur) is the source of this 1834-nucleotide messenger RNA. Its product is annotated as cytochrome c oxidase assembly protein COX11, mitochondrial. Bases 96 to 923 code for a protein of 275 amino acids. Gene Ontology annotation, molecular function: copper ion binding. Gene Ontology annotation, cellular component: mitochondrial inner membrane. Lineage: Eukaryota; Metazoa; Chordata; Mammalia; Dermoptera; Cynocephalidae. The transcript has 4 exons. The record is from RefSeq and is a predicted model, not a curated record.
GCAGCGGAAGGCCCAACCCAGACACCGCGAGACAGAACAGGCAUCGCGAUAUCUGACCUCCCGUCCCUGACAGGCGGGCGUUCUUUCCGGGGGUUAUGGGAGGGCUCUGGCAUCCGGAAUGGAGGCGCCUCGCAUUCUGUAGCUGGCGUUGGAGCCACCCUGAGUCCCCCGCCAGGGCUGCGGAGAGAGUACAGCCGUUCCUCAGGCCGGGGAGGAAUGGGACAGGACGUGCUGAGAGGGGGCUGACGCGGCUCGGGACAUGGGAGCGUCCCGGCCUGGCCCGCGACCCAGCCGUGCAGCCGCCGCGGCGGCCGAAGAGCACGAACCCUUUCACGCGCGCGCAGGAGGAGGACUGGCGGCGGCGGAACAAGACGGUCCUGACAUACGUGGCCGCGGCCGCCGUGGGCAUGCUGGGGGCGUCCUACGCCGCCGUGCCCUUUUACCGGCUCUAUUGCCAGAUUACAGGACUUGGAGGAUCAGCAGUUGCAGGUCAUGCAUCAGACCAGAUUGAAAACAUGGUACCUGUUAAGGAUCGAAUCAUUAAAGUUACCUUCAAUGCAGAUGUGCAUGCAAGUCUCCAAUGGAACUUUAGACCUCAGCAAACAGAAAUAUAUGUAGUGCCAGGAGAGACAGCACUGGCGUUUUACAAAGCUAAGAAUCCUAGUGACAAACCCAUAAUUGGAAUUUCUACAUACAAUGUUGUUCCAUUUGAAGCUGGACAGUAUUUCAAUAAAAUACAGUGCUUCUGUUUUGAAGAACAAAGGCUUAAUCCCCAAGAAGAAGUAGAUAUGCCAGUGUUUUUCUACAUUGAUCCUGAAUUUGCUGAAGAUCCAAGAAUGGUGAAUGUUGAUCUCAUCACUCUUUCUUAUACUUUUUUUGAAGCAAAGGAAGGGCACAAGUUGUCACUUCCAGGCUAUAAAUGAAGUCAGCAACUAAAUCCUGCUUCAAAUUUGUGAUUUUUGAAAAAUCAUGUAUCCUGUCUUCUCAGAAGAGAAAUAUUCUACAAUAAUGUAAAGCCUUCUAUUUUAAAUGAUUCUACUCUUUUUUUCCUCCGAACUAAUUUAUCCCACUUAAAAUUUAGAGAACAGGUUCAGCUUUUAUCACAAGACACCCACUGCCUAUUUAGAAUUUAUGACUGUUCAAUGCCAUACUUAAUAGUUUGAUAGUAUUAAAGAGACUGCUUUGUUUCUUAAAUAUGCAGACUCAAUCGUUCAGCUUAAUUAUGUUUCUCAAAUAUGGACUUGAUGGUUCAGCUUAAUUCAGUAGUUCCCUUCCAAAUUAUUAGCCCUUCAUACUUGCAGUGGUUAAUCUGAGAAUUUUUUUUUUAAUAUUAUGGUCAGGGUUGUUUCAGGCCAUAGGCCAGAAUUGCUGACCAUGUUUAUUAUUAUCUGUAAAAUACGAGGGUACUUCGAAAGGUUCAUGGAAAAAUAUUAUGAAAAGAUAAUGCAAAUCUUUCCGUGAGCUUUUUGAAGUACCUUACUACUUUCCUUCAGUAUGAAGUCACUAUUUUUUAAAAGCUCAAAGUAGAAGAGGAAUCCCUAAGCCCUAACAGCUUACCCAAAGAUUAUAUUCAAAGAUUAUUUCAAAUUUGACUAUUUUUCCUUUAAGAACCAGGGCUAUUUUACAUUCAGAAUAUAGAUAAUUACUUUGAAAAUGUGGUAUCGUGGAAUUGAAAUAAAAUGCAGAAGUAUAUAUACUAGGCUGCUAGCAUUUACCAUCAUAGUUCCAAGUCCCUGAAUGUUACAUGUAAGGGUGGGAUGUGAAGAUUUACUGACAUUAAAAGUUCUGGGAAUAGACUAAAAAAAAAAAAUGCAUUAAAUUAUUUUAAUAGUAA